AUGCCAUUGGACUAUUCCAAAUGGAAAACAAUUGAAGUGUCGGAUGAUGAAGAUGACACUCAUCCGAAUAUCGAUACACCUUCACUAUUCCGUUGGCGUCAUCAAGCGCGCUUGGAACGUAUGGCCGAACGAAAACUGGAAAAGGAAAAACUCAUGGAGGGCAAAUCGAAUGUAGAGAAACGUAUUAUGGUAAAGUACUGUCGUAUUCUGCUUACGGAGGUCCAGGAAAAACUGAUGAAUAGUAAAUUGGAGGACAAGGAACGAAUGAAGUUAGAACUUGAGAUUGAGGAAGUAAAAAAGCAGGAAGAGGAAUAUCUAAAAAAAGAAAAAGAACUGGAAGAGAAGGAAAGACUGGAGCCAUGGAACGUGGAUACCAUCGGUCAUGAAGCUUUCAGUAAAUCGCGUAUCAACAAGAUAGGUGACAAAAAGUAUGAACCGCCCAAGUUGUCAGAGGAAGAAGAGAGUAGACGCAUGUCGGAUUUCUUCGUCAAGAAUGAUAAGUUACUGAAAGAAUUUGGAGCAAUGCAUGGGUUGGAAGAGUCGGAGAAAUUUUUGCUGGAAUAUCCUCAUUUGGCAUCUGAUUUUACGGCUAGCUGGCUUACCAUUCAGGCGCUCAAUCUUGCUAUGGAGUUUGAGGAUAAGGUGAUGCGUGUCAUGGCGGAACAAUGUAUUCUCAUCCAGUACUUGCUCGAGUUAUCGAAAAGUCUUCAUGCACUUGCGACCAACACUAAUGUCAUCAAAAACUUUUUCAAAAAGUUUCGUGCUGCCGAUCCAACUUACGCAAAAAUGUUUCAUCAGGAAGUAGAUUCUUUCUGCGACAGGCUUCGUAAAAGGGGUAGAGAUAAGCGUGACGCUGCUAUAGCUGAAUAUGAAGCAGAGGAAAAGGCGAAGCGUAUCGCUGCGUCGCCAGGUGGUUUAGACCCUCAGGAAGUUUACGAAAGCUUGCCAGAGGAAAUGAAAGCAGCUUUCGACUGCCAAGAAGUGUCGCGUCUACAGGAGGUUGCGCAAAAAAUGGAUCACGAAGUCUUCGCAUACCACUUACAACGUUGCAUUGAUUGUGGUUUGUGGAUUCCAGAUGCGAAUGCUGCUAAGGAAGAAACCUCCAAGAGGUAUUAG
Thelazia callipaeda (thelaziosis nematode) is the source of this 1116-nucleotide messenger RNA. NCBI's taxonomy places the organism in Eukaryota, Metazoa, Nematoda, Chromadorea, Rhabditida, Thelaziidae. The record is from the annotation of a GenBank genome assembly.